Messenger RNA from Aspergillus uvarum CBS 121591, 927 nucleotides. RefSeq names its product flavonol reductase. The record is from RefSeq and is a predicted model, not a curated record. The transcript has 2 exons. Gene Ontology annotation, molecular function: oxidoreductase activity, acting on the CH-OH group of donors, NAD or NADP as acceptor. Bases 1 to 927 code for a protein of 308 amino acids. Lineage: Eukaryota; Fungi; Ascomycota; Eurotiomycetes; Eurotiales; Aspergillaceae.
AUGUCUCUUGUUCUCAUUACCGGUUCGACCGGCUUCAUCGGCUCCCAGGUGGUCUGGGAUGUACUUAAAGCUGGCUAUCGCGUGCGGCUGGUCGUCCGUCGUGCUGAGCAGGCGACCAAGCUCGAGCGGAUUUAUGAUCGCUAUGCAGAGAAAUUGGAUUUUGCUGUCAUUUCCGACUUGACAAUUGAUGGAUGCUUCGACGAGCCACUACAGGGAGUGGAUUAUGCUUUGCACCUGGCCUCUCCAUUACCCGGUGCCGGGGAUGAUCUCUUAAGCCCUGCCGUCCGAGGAACUAUUUCAAUCCUGUAUUCCGCGCUCAAGGUGCCAAGCAUCAAGAAAGUUGUCGUGACUGCCUCGGCAUUGUCAAUUAUUCCGUUGGGGCCAACUAGAGAUGGGUUGGUCGUGAAAGCCCAGGUUGCUUCGUUGAACCCGAUGGAACAGUAUCAUGCCAGCAAGGUCGCGUCUUACAAAGCAACGCUGGAUUUUGUGCGUGAUCAACAUCCAAAAUUUGAUGUGGUUACUCUGCAUCCGGUCUUUGUCUUCGGCCACAAUCACGCACAGGAAUCAGCGGAUCAGCUUGGGGGCACUUGUGGCAUGCUGUACCAGGCAAUCACAACUGGGAAGCUAUUUGCGGCUCAGUACCGGGGUGUUCAUGUUCAUGACGUUUCUGCAGCACAUGUAAAAGUUUUGGACAGCUCUAUACAGGGACUGCAGUCAUAUCUUUUGGCCGCACCGCCCAGAUCGUGGGCAGAUGUCGAGGCUUUUGUCCGUCAACAUUAUCCGAGUCUACCCAUCGGUAUCCAGGCCACUGAAGGACCAAGCUAUGUGCUCGACACGUCAAAGGCUGAGAGAAACUUGGGAUUGACAUGGAAGGGAAUGGAAGAACAAGUCAGAGAUGUGAUUGACCAGCAACUGGCUUUCAAAUGA